AUGGGAGAGUCCCAGUUUGAGCAAUUGAAAGCCAGUUUCAAAGGGAAAAUUUUGCCUGCUAUACACCCAGACAGCGUCCGCGUUAGGUUGAUUUCCAAGGAUAUCAUUGAGGCUUUGCAGAGAGGGUUGAGGCAUGAGGUGGGAUGGACUGACUUGGAGUAUGCCUCCGAUAGAUUCGAGCCGGCACAUGAAGGUAGUGGGCCUGACACUUUGAUGGCACUGACGGACGUUGGAGAAGAGGUGAAGAAGUGGUCCCGUGAAGAUGAGAUUCUUGAUGAUGAAUGGAUUCAGAAGAGUAGGAAGACGGGUCAGGAACGAGGUACUAAAACUGCUACUUCGCAUUUGGAUCAUCUGAAUUGGGAGGUUUUGGUGGUGGAUGAACCUGUUGUCAAUGCAUUUUGCUUGCCUGGGGGGAAGAUUGUCGUCUUCACGGGGUUGCUGAAACAUUUUAGAAGUGAUGCUGAGAUAGCUACGAUCAUUGGUCAUGAGGUUGGGCAUGCGGUUGCUCGACAUUCUGCAGAGGGCAUUACAAAGAACCUGUGGUUUGCAAUCCUGCAACUGAUACUUUAUCAGUUUGUUAUGCCUGAUGUUGUCAACACAAUGUCCAAUCUUUUCUUAAGGCUUCCUUUUUCUCGAAGGAUGGAAAUUGAAGCGGAUCACAUUGGGCUGCUGUUGGUUGCUUCUGCGGGAUAUGAUCCUAGAGUGGCUCCAACAGUGUACGAGAAGUUGGGCAAAAUUUCCGGUGAAUCUGCACUGAGAGAUUAUCUUUCAACCCAUCCAUCCGGGAAAAAGAGAGCUCAGUUGCUUGCUCAAGCUAAGAUAAUGGAAGAAGCACUUGCCAUAUACCGGGAUGUAAGAGCUGGACGUGGGGUUGAAGGUUUUCUUUAG
Messenger RNA from Prunus armeniaca (apricot), 888 nucleotides. Lineage: Eukaryota; Viridiplantae; Streptophyta; Magnoliopsida; Rosales; Rosaceae. The record is from the annotation of a GenBank genome assembly.